This is a messenger RNA of Phaedon cochleariae (mustard beetle), 14775 nucleotides long. The record is from the annotation of a GenBank genome assembly. NCBI's taxonomy places the organism in Eukaryota, Metazoa, Arthropoda, Insecta, Coleoptera, Chrysomelidae.
AUGAAAGAAACCGAUAUUUCUGAUGAAAAACCAGAUUACAUUGAAGAACUACCAGAAGAAAUAAAAAUCAUAGAAGAAAUCACGCCAGACGGAUUGAAAACAACAAAGAUCAAACAGAAAGUAUUGAGAAAACGAUCAAAAGAUAAACAAGAAACAACCACUAUAACUUCUGUAGAAAGGGAAGGUGAGGAACCAGAAACGCGCGUCAUAGUGGAAGAAAGUGAUAUUCCUAUUCAAACCAUAAAAGGAAUACCAAUAAAAUUGACAGAAGUAUUGAUCGAAGAACUACCAUCGGAAAUCAAAAUAUACGAAGAACCUACUACAGAUGGUCCACCGACUACGACAAUAAUUGAAAAACGUAAAAUACGGAAGCAACGCAAAGGAAAACAUGAUGAGAUCAUACAUAUCGAUACUAUCGAAGAAGAAAAUAAACAACCUCAUACCACUGUGGUUAUCGAAGAACUUGAUACAACUUACGAAGAUACCCCAUAUUUGGAACCAAGUUAUAUUGAAGAAAUGCCCGAAGAAGUGGUAGAACACACUCCUGGAGAUGAUACACAGUUGGUGAAGAAAAGGGUGAUAAAAAGGCGUAAAGGAAGCCGGGAGGAAACAACCCAGAUUUUCACUUUCCAACAAGAAGGAAGAGAGCCCCAAACAAGCGUAGUGAUAGAAGAAAUAGAAGUCGCAGAAGAAAGUUUGUCACCCAUGAAAGAAUCGGUAUAUCGUCCCAUAGAAGAAUUACCUGAAGAAGUUCUCAUCAUACCAGCUGAACAAGAAGAAGGUAAACCCGAAAGGAAGAUUAGAAAACGAAUUCUCAAGAAACCCAAAGGGAAAAAAGAGGAAAUUAUACAGAUUGAAAUUAUCGAGGAAGAAGGAAAAGUUCAACAGACAAGCAUUUCUAUAGAUGAAAGUGAUGAAACUCAACCUUCAAACGAAAAACCGAAGAGAAAGUUGGAUGAUGAACAGGUGAAAGAAAUGACUGAUAAACCUCAAGUUGGGAAACUGAGACGAGAGUUAUCUGUUCUCAUGCCAAUUGAAAAGAAAGAAAUCAAAUCUCAGCAAAUUAAAGUUGUGGAAAGUACAUCAAUACCACAACUCGCGGAAAUAAAAUUGAAAAAGCCAAAAAUAGUUCAGAAAAAGGAAGAAAAAGGUAAACUUCCGAAAUUCUUACUAAAAAGUAGAAUAAAUCGUAUUGAUUUCCCGCCAAAAACAGAAAAUGAACAGAUUCCAAAAAUAUCACAACUUGAACCAAUUUAUAGAGAAAAUGGGGUAUUAUCAAGGAAUGUGCAAGAAGCUAAACAAGUUCCAAAAACGAAAAAACGAAGACUGCGUGACAAAGAUAUAGAUUUGACAGAUUUAGAAAAAUUAGACCUGGAAUUGGAAGAAAUUAAGAAAAAAGAACUAGAGAAAGUCGCUGAUGAAUUCAAAUUUGAGAAAAAACCUAAAGAUAAGUUGCCAGAUGGAGAGAAGGCCAAAAAACUAAUCAUCAAGAAAGGAAAACUGCCAGAAAAGCCAGGUGACGGUGAACAGGUGAAAUUGAAGCCAAUUCCUGACAAAAAGCCUGACAUUUUAGAAAAUGAUGAACUGAUCAAAGAUGACAUCGUCCCGAUAGCUGAUAAAAAAAUUAAAGAUGAAAGGAAGAAGUUAGAUGAAAAAAUUGAAUUUUCGCCACAUGAUAUCGAUAGAGAAUCUCCUGAGAAACAAGAAUAUGAACCAAUUCUGACAGAGCAGAUAAAAGAUGACAAAUCUAAACCAGAGAAAAAGAAAUUGGAUAAAAAAGGCAAGAAGACGCCUGCGCCAGAAACUGAAGAAAUAACUCUCGUAAAAGGUAUACCUAAACCAACUGAUAAAGAUGGAGAAUCAGAAUUGAAACUGAGGUAUAAACAAAAACCGAAGGAAGAGGAGACACCAGAUGAUAUCACACUCAAACCUUUCAGAAAAACUGAUGAAAGCAAAGUAUAUACUACUGAAGAAAUAACACUGAAAUCUGCAGAAUUUCCUACAGUCAUUGAAGAAUCGGAAAUACCUUAUAUUCGUGAUGAAAUACCUGAAAUGGAGGAAAAACCAGCGAAGAAGAAGAAAGUAGUGAAGAAAAUCAAACCAGAAGAAAACAUUUCAGAUGACCUUACUCCUUCGUUAGUGACAGCCACUGAUGUACCCGAACUAGUAGAAGAACUCCCUGAACAUAUUCAAAUCAUUGAAUCAGAAGACGGAAUGACUUCAGAAAUAGUGAGGAGGAGGAUUAUAAAGAAGAAGAAGGAUGGAAGAAUAGGAGUUACGGAGAUUCGAACAGUGACAAAAGAAGGUCAAAUACCGGAAACGACUGUUCAAGAAUUCGAGCUCACAGAAAAUCAGACUAUCGAAGAGUUCGGAAAGGAACCUCUCAUAUCCACAGUCGUAGAAGAGACGCCAGAAGAUAUUCAAGUAAUUGAAACAAAUACAGAUGAAGGACCAAAGAGGACCGUUGUUAAGAAAAGAGUUGUCAAGAAACAGAGAGGGAAAAAGCUGGAAACUACGGAGAUAAUAACGAGAGAGGAAGAAGGAAAACUUCCAGAAACAUCCGUUGUUAUAAAUGAAACGGAUGUUGUUGAAAAAGAACCUAUCUACAUUGAGGAACUCCCAGAAGAAAUACAAUUGAUAGAAGAAAAGACAAAAGACGGUGUGAAGAAAACGGAAGUAAAGAAGAAAGUAUUGAGAAAACAGACAAGAGGAAAACAGGAAAUCAUAACUUUCAUCACUGUUGAAGAAGAAGGAAAAGAACCUCAAACCACAGUGGUGGUUGAAGAUAUUGAUGUUUCUGUUCACGAACCGUCAGUGAUCAAACCAGAACAAGUUAUUGAAGAGCUUCCUUCCGAAAUUUUGAUAAGUGAAGAACCAUCUGAGGAUGGCCACACGAUCAGAAAAGUCACACAGAAACGAAAGCUGAGGAAACACAAGGAGAAGCAUGAUGAGAUUAUUAACAUUGUCACAGUCGAAGAGGACAACAGAGCACCUCAGACAACCGUUACUAUCGAAGAAUUAGAAGCCACUGAAGAAACUGAUGUUCUUGGACCAACAUUCAUAGAAGAAAUGCCCGAAGAUGUUAAGGUGAUCGAAACAAUUCCGACAGAAGGUGAACCUACGAAACGGUUGGUGAAGAAUAAGAUUAUCAAGAGGAGAAAGGGUAGCGUACAGGAAACGACUCAAAUCCAUACUAUUGAAGAAGAUGGAAAAGAGCCCCAAACAACUGUCACUGUAGAAGUUAGAGACAUUGAAGAAGAUGAUAAGAUAACAGCCAAAGAAUCAGUAUACUGUCCUAUUGAAGAAAUGCCUGAAGAAAUUGUUGUGAUACCUGCAGAUGAAGAUGAAGGAAAACCAGAAAGAAAACUGAGGAGACGAAUCAUCAAGAAACCGAAAGGGAAUACAGAAGAAAUAAUAGAAAUCAAGAUCAUUGAAGAAGAGGGAAAACCUCCAGAAAAAAGUAUUUUAAUAAGAGAAGUUGAAGAGACUCGUGGUAAACCAAAGAAGAAAAAGCCGAAAAAGGAUGAAGUAUCCAAACCGGCUGAGUCAGGCAAGUUGAGAAGGGAAAUAUCGGUUCUGAUGCCUAUUGAGAAAAAGGAAACCAAAGUCCAAAAACUGAAAAUCGUUGACAGCCAAUCGAUUCCAUUACUUGCGGACGUGAAGUUGCGAAAGCCCAAGGUAUCCCAGAAAAAAGAUGAAAAAGUUAAACUCCCCAAGUUUCUACUGAAAAGUAGAAUAAAUCGCAUUGAUUUCCCACCAAUAUCGGAACUCGAACAAUUACCAAGAAUUUCACUACUCGAACCUGUAUACAGAGAUAAUGGAGUAUUAUCUCGAAACGUGAAAGAAGCUCAGAAAAUACCAAGAACAAAAAAGCGUAGGCUCAGAGACAAAGAUAUCGAUUUGAAAGAAUUGGAGAAAUUGGACUUGGAAUUUGAUGAUCUUAAGAAGAAAGAAUUGGAAAAAGUAGACGAUGAAUUCAAAACUAUCAAGAAACCCAAGGAAAAGGUAUCAGAAGAAGAGGAACCAAAAAAACUAAUUAUCAAGAAGGGAAAACUACCGGAGGAACCCAUCGAUGUUGACCAAUUGAAAUUAAAGCCGGUUCCGGUCAAAAAAACGGAAGAUCAUGAAUCAGAUGAAACUAUCAGGAAUAGAAACAUCCCAGAACCUGAAAAAAUAAUUGAACUUGAAGAAGAAAUGCCAAGGGAUAAAAUUGAGUUCACACCAUACGAUACUGAUAGGGAGAUCUCAGAUAAAAUUCAUUAUGAACCAAUUCCUCUUGACAAAGAUGAUGAAUCAAAACCAGAGAAAGGAGAAAAGAAAUUUGUCAAAAAACCAAAACAGAAACCAGUACCGGAAACAGAUGAAAGUAUUCUCAUCAAAGGUAUACCUAAGCCGAAAGGGGAAGAAGAUAUACCAGAAAUGAACCUCAAAUACAAGCAGAAACCUAAAAAGGAUGAAAUACCUGAAGAUAUCAAGCUAAAACCUUUCAAAAAAGAUCAACAGGAUGAGGUUUUCAUUACUGAGGAAGUAACACUGAAAUCUGCAGAAAUUCCGAAAGUUAUCGAAGAUAAGAAAAUAGGAGAAACAGAUAGGGAAAUGCCAAAAAUUGAGGAACCGGUUAAAAAGAAGAAAAUCAUAAGGAAAAUCAAACCGAAGGGCAAGGAAUCUGAUGAACGCACUCCUUCAGAAAAAAUAGAAGAAAAGAUCGAAAUAGAAAUUCCAGACGUAACGGAGACAGUCACUGACCGUGAAAUCACAGAUGAAAAAUCAACAGAUCAAUUGACAUUCGGACAAAUUAUCCAAGAAGAGCCAGAAGAAAUCAUUGAUGAAUUGGAAGAAAUUGUUCCUGAAACUGGAGAAUCUGAUGAAAAACAAAUAGAAGAAACGAUUGUAAAGAAAUCAAAGAAAAAGACCACGAUAAAGAGGAAGAAAACACCCCAAGACGUAGAAGCAGAACCAAUUGAAGAGUUAACAGAAAUAGUGGAAAUUGAGAAAAAAGUAAAGCUCAAGCCAAAACUGAUGAAUGCAGACAAAAAACCAUCAACAUGGCAACAAGCAGUGGUUACUCCUAUGGAAAAACCUAUCAAGCUUGCUGAUAUCAAAUUGAAAAAGCCAAAAGUACCUAUGGUAAAGAAAGAUAUUCAACCUACUAAAGUAACCAAAUUCUUGCUGAAAAGCCGAAUUGUCCCUGUUCCCUUCCCGCCGUCAGGAGAGACAUGCCAAAGUCUUAUAAUAAAAGAGCUUCCAGCAGUUUAUAGAGAUAAUGGAGUGAUUUCGAGGAAUAUCAAAGAAGCUGAGAAGGCUCCGAAGAAAAAACGUAUACGUAUUCACGAUGUUGAACAAGAGCUGAAGGAUCUCGAGAAAUUAGACUCUGAAAUUGAGGAACUGAAACGAAGAGAACUUGAGAAAGUUGACGAUGAAUAUAAAACCCCCAAACGGCCCAAGGAAAAAGUAGAAGAAACUGAGGAUAAACAGAAACUCCAAAUCGGACGUGGAAAGAUUCCUAAAGGGGAAGGAGAACAAGAAGAAAUAAAACUUAAGAAAGUAAUUGAAAAGAAACAAAAACCGACACCAUCUGAAGCAAAGAAAGACAAGAAGUCUCCAGAAACAAGUGAAUCUAGUAAACCAGAUGAAGCUGAAUCGUCAACUGAGUUAGCACCCUUUGUAUCAGAGGACAUAGAUGAUAUUUCCAAACCAGAGCUAGAAGAAUAUAAGCCAACAGAAUUCAUUGCUGAUGAAGUUGAGGUGAAAGAUAAAGAACCACAGAAAAAGAAAGUUACUAAGAAGAAACAUGAACCAGACACUACGGUCACCAAAUUGGAGAAAGGCAUUCCAAAGCAACAAGAAGAAACUGAAGAUACACCAACAAAGUUUGGCUAUGAACAAAAAGAGAGAACAGAAGGAGUUCCAGAAGAAAUCACAUUGAAACCGUUCAAAAAAUCUGAUGAACCUGGAGAUAUGAAAGCAGAGCAAGUAGAUGUCGAAACAGGAGAAGCUGUCGUUAUUAAAGAUACUGAAAUCAAAGUAGUGAAAAAGAAGGUCACUAAACGUAAAAAAGUACCUGAAAUCAAACCAGACGAACAACCUGAUAUAGCACCUGAAAGUCAACUAGUUGAAGAAUCCAGGAUUCAAGAGCUAGAACCAGAAGAAAGCAACGAAGCCGAUAUUUUGAUAGAAGAAAAAGCUGAGGAUCGGGUAGAUCUUCCUUCAGAAACUGGGUCAAUUACGGAAAUACAGCUUUCAGAAGACAGUAAAGUCAUUGAUGAUACCAAGGUGACUGUUACUGAAGAGAAGAAAGUACGUAAAAUCAAACUGAAGAAACCAAAAACAGCAGCGUCGGAAGAAAAAAUUGAAGACGUUCCAAUAUCGGCCAAGAAGCCUAUUCUUAUGGAGAUAAAACGCAUUCCAGCUAAAACACCACUGAAACCUGUCAUAACUGAGAAUAUCCCAGAAUUCGCUGAAAUAAAACUGAGGAAACCAAAAAUGGUACCAAAAAAAGAUAUUCCUGAGAAAAAGUUACCAAAAGUUUUAUUGAAGAGCAGAAUCAAUUAUAUGGAUUUUCCCCCAUUGUCAGAAAUCGAGAAGAAGGCAAUAAUUACUGAAUUAGAACCUGUAUAUAGGGAUAAUGGAAUGUUAUCUAGGAAUAUACAAGAGGCAGAGAAUGUCCAGCCAAAACGAAAGAAGAUAGUGAAGAGAAUAAAAGAACUCGAGGUAUUGGACAAAGAAUUCGAAGAUCUGAAGAAAGAACCCGAAAAAGUCGACAGUCAAUAUAGAAAAAGGCCACAAAGAUCUAAAACGGAAAAGCCAGUUUUAAUGAAGAUAGUGAGAGUGGAAGUUGUUGCACAAAAACCCAAAAUUGUUGAAAUUAUAUCUGAAAAGGUCAAUUUCGCCGAUAUAAAACUGAAGAGAGCGAAAGUGACUGACAAGAUACCAGAAGUAAGUAAACUUCCAAAACCAAAACUGAAGAGUAGAAUCAUCUUCGUCGAUUUCCCACCAAUAAUGGAGCUAUUACAAAAAUUGAAAAUCACUCUUCUACAAACAAUCAAGGACAAAGGUGUGUUGUCUCGAAAUAUUCAAGAAGCUGAAAAACUCAAAAAACCUAAGCAGAGAAAAAUCAAAGAGGACACAUACGAGCAACCAGAACUUGAGAAAGUUGAGAAAUAUGAGGAAGCUGCUGAAAAACCAGAAUCUGAGAUUGAGGAAGAAGUUAUAAUGUAUCAAAAGGCACCAAAACAAAUUCCAGUAGACACUGAAGAAGUUCACCAAAUCAAAAUUGGAAAGGGUCAACGGAAAGAACCAGAAGAAGAAGUACAGGAAACAGUGACACUCAAGAAGAAACCUCAGAAACGAAUCGAAGAAAAACAAGAGGAAACAGUGAAACUCAAGCCAAAAUUAGAAGGACAGCUUGCGCCAAGUGACAUAGUCCCUAAAGAAGUCGGAGACAAAAUCAAAUUCGAACCGUUCGAUAUACCGCGUGACGAACCAGACAGAUUAAAGUAUUCUCCUCCGGAAAGUGAUGAAGAAGAUAAAGGUGAGAAACCAAAAUCAAAAACAAAAUACAUCAAGAAGAAGAAGCAAAAGCCUGCUCCAGAAGUCGAAGAAGUAACUCUAGUGAAGGGUGUACCAAAGAAGCCUGAACCAGAAGAGGCACCAGAUGUGAAAUUCAGGAUUCCAAAGAAGGACAAGCCUGAAGAUGAACCUGAAGAAAUAAAAUUGAAGCCCUUCAAGAAGAGCGAUGACAAAGAUGAAAUGAAAACUGAAUCUGCGGAACCUGACAAACCAUCACAAAAAGUAUCGGAUAUUAAGGAGGAUGCAGAUGACAUCAAGCUAGGAUUAGAAAAACCAGAAGGAAAGAAAACGAAAAAAAUCAAAAAGAAGAAACCUGUUGAAGAUGACACUCCUGAAGAAGAAAAACCAUCAGAAUCGAAAUUGGAAGAUAAUCAAAAAAUUACUGAAGUAUCUACUGAUGGAAAUUAUCAAUCAGACAUAAUCGAUAGACCCAAAGAUAUACCUGAGCCUAUGAAAGAUGAAAUACCGAGGUCUGAAGAGAAGAAGACAACACCAGAAGAUGAAGUUGAAAAAUCUGAGGAAAUCAAAACUUCCCCUGAAAUCUUGCCUACUGCUGAAAAUGUUGCAGAAAAAAUAGUAAAGAAAGCUAAAAUUCCACUGAAACCAAAAGGGGACAUCAAAUUGCCCAAAUUCAAACUGAAGAGUAGAAUAAACCAUGUUGUGUUUCCACCAUUUACCGAAAUUCUACAGAAGCCUCGAAUAACUGAUUUGAAUACGAUAAGAGGCAGCGGUGUUAUUUCUAGAAACAUCAAGGAUGCUGAGAAGUUACCGAAAACCAAGCGAAGAAAACUGAAAGAUGUGGAUAAAGACCUCGAAAAUUUAGAAAAAUUGGAUUUAGAGUUCGAUGAACUCAAGAAAUCUAAACCUGAUAAGGUAGACGAGGCAUUUAAAUAUGAACGGAUACCAAAGGAGAAGCCAGAGCCUGAGGAGACGACACUACCUUUGAAAAUUGGUAAAGGAAAAGUACCACAACCGGAAGAGGAUGAAGAAGUAGUUUUAUUGAAACAAAGGCCAUUUGAAGACGAAAAGCACAUCGAAGAAACUGUGAAAGAAGUCCCAUUGAUUAUGGAUGAAGCAAAGUUAACAGAAAAAGGUGACAAAAUAGAAGAACAACUCCCAUCGAUAAAGGUACCGGUAGACGAAAAAGAAGAAAAAGCUUCGGAGGCAAAAAAGAAAAAAAUCAAGAUACCAGCCGAGGUACUUGAAAACGACGAAGAGAAAACAAUUAUAACACUCAAAAAACCUAAAAAGAAAUCCAUGUCAGAAGAUGAAGAUGAUGCUGGAAUAACUUUAAAGAAACCAGUAGAAACAGAAGACGUUGUAAAGUCGCAACCAGAAGAUGAUGUCACUAUAAUAGUCAAGAAGAAGAAGCCUCAAAUUGAUGAUGAAGGUGGAGCCGAAAUAACAAUCAAGAAAACUGAAGAAGUGAAAGAUGUUACCUCACCUCCAACAGAGGAAGUGACAGUAAAGAGUAAAAAGGUCAAAAAGAAACCAAAACUCGAUGAUAAAAGUACUGCUGAUAUCACAGUUGAGAAACCUGUCGAAGUUGAAGACAAAAUAGAACCGCCAGCAGACGAAGAAAUCAUCAUCAAGAAGAAGGAAGAAGAUAAACCGAAACCUGAUGAUGAAAACCCAGAAGAAGUGGUAGAAGUUGGUGAGAUAGUUUUGGAUCAUGAAAAAAUGCCUGAAAAAAUACAUGUGCAGUCACCGACAGGGGAAGACGUUACCAUUACAAUUGAAAGAGUGGAAAUGGAUCAACCUACCAAGAAACCUGAAGUGAUCGAGGAUGUUAUUAAACACACAACAGAGGAUGAAACUGUCGUAACUGUUAAGAAACCUAAGAAACCCAAGAAACAAAAGCCAGAGGAUGAAGGUGAGGCUGAAAUGACUUUAAAGAAACACAAGGUUCAAGAUGUAAUCAAAGUGCCCUCAGAAGAUGAAGCUACUAUAACUGUGGAGAAACCCAAAAAGAAAUCGAGACAGGAUGAUGAGAUUAAGGCCGAAAUAAUUAUCAAGAAACCCGAUGAAUUACAAGAUGCUAUUGAACCGUCAACAGAAGUAGAAACCACCAUAACAAUUAAGAAAAACGAGAAGAAACCAACACCUGAAGAUGACGAAGAGACAGCAAUCACGAUUAAGAAACAAGAAGAAGUGGAAGACGUGAUAAAACCACCUUCAGAGGAAGAAACUACUAUUAGUAUGAAGAAACCAAAAAAGAAACCACACACAGAGGAUGAGGGUGAGGCUGAUUUGAAUGUCAGAAAAUACGAAGUAGAAGACGUACUACCAGAACAAGACACUACCAUUCCUGUUGAGAAAGACGAACACAAACCAGAAGAUAAGAUUGAGGCUGAAAUCACGAUCAAGAAACAUAAAGAAGUGGAAGACAGUAUCCAACUGCCCUCAGAAGAAGAAGCUACAAUAAGAGUUGAAAGACCCAAGAAGAAACCACAACCGGAAGAAGAGAGCGAAGCUGAAAUAACUGUCAAGAAAUACGAAAUAGAAGACGUGAUAGAACCUUCAAGUGAAGAAGAUGCUACCAUCCAUCUUAAAAAACGUGAUGAGAAACCACAUGAAGAAGAUGAGGUCGAUGUUGAAAUCUCGAUUAAGAAACACGAAGAAGUGGAAGACGUGUUCCAACUUCCACCAGAAGAGCAUGCUACUAUAACUGUUAAGAAACCAAAAAAGAAACCACAACCAGAAGACGAGGGUGGAGCAGAACUAUCUGUCAAGAAAUACGAAGAUGAAGCGAUAGAACCUCCAACAGAAGAAGAAACUACAGUUUCUGUCAAGAAACGCGAUAAGAGACCAGGACCAGAAGAUGGGGUCGAGGCGGAAAUUACAAUCAAGAAACAUGAAGAAAUAGAAGGAGAAUUCAAAACACCCUCAGAUGAAUCAGCUACUAUAACCAUGAAGAAACCCAAGAAAAAACGAAAGCCUAAAAAGGAAGAUGAAGCUGAGAUAACUGUGAAAAAAUACGAAGUAGGAGACGUAACGGAAACUCCAACAAAAGAAGAAAAUACCAUUCCCUUCGAAGGAGCGGAGAAACUAGAGCCAGAAAUUGAAGUUGAGGCUGAAAUUGAAAUCGAGAAAUCAGAAAAAAUAGAAGAUAUCAUUAGAGGGUUGCCAGAGGAAGAAACAGCUAUAACUAUCAAGAAACCCAAGAAGAAACCACCAACUGAAGAUGAGGGGGAAGCCGAAAUUACUGUCAAGAAAUAUGAAGAAGUCGAAGACGUAAUGAAGCCCCCAUCAGAAGAAGAAGCAACCAUAAGUAUUGGAAGACCGAAGAAACAAGUACAACCUGAAGAUGAAGAAGAGGCCGAAAUAACAAUAAAGAAACAAGAAGUAGAAGACUUGAUUGAACCUCUGCCAGAGGAAGAUGCUACUAUAACUGUUAAAAAAUCCAAGAAGAAACCAAAGACAAUAGAUGAUGGUGAUGCCGAAAUCACAGUUAAGAAAAUUGAAGUUGUGAAGCAGCCUUCGGAAGAUUCAGAAGAGAGCGAAGGAGUAUUCAAAUUGAAAAAACCAGAGAAACCAGGUGAGCCUCUGGAUACUGAGUCUGAAUUCAAAAUCAAGGGUGAAGACAAGCCUGAAGAGGAUGCAGUCCAGAUGGUUAUCAAGAAACCUUCCAUAAGAAAACCAUCCAUUGAAGAGUUUUCUGAGGAAAUAACGGUAAAAAAACUGAAACCAGUGAGGAAAACUUCGAAACCAGAGAUCCCUGAGGUAACUGAAGUGGAAACUGUAACAUUCAGACCAAGAGUUACAAAAACAAAAGAAGAUGUUGAACAAGAAUUCAAAAUUUCUCUUGAUUCAUACGCUGAAGAAGAAAUAAAUCUCUCUACAAGAGUAAAACUGAAGAAAAAGAAGCCGCUGACGUAUUCUGAGGAAGCUGCAGAAGAUACUGUCAAAGUUACCCAAGAAAUUGAAGAUGAUGGUCCAACUAUCGAAGAAAUCGUGGACGAAGGAAGUGAUGCAGAAGAAAUACCACUAGAAGACGAUGACAUAUCAGAAAGUUUCCAUGUAGCAUUCAAACGCAGACCAUCCCGUAAAUAUUCAAUCGUUGAAGAAAAUGAGGAAGAAGUAAGUUUGAAGACUCCAGUAAAACAAGAUGAUUAUGAAGAAGAAUCUAUCACUGUCAAACCGAAACGGAAGGAAUCCGUCACUUUUGAUCAAGUGGAAGCUGUCACACUAAGUAUCACCAAAGAAAAGGAAAUUGUCGAGGAAGUCGUUCACGAAGAAACAGUAGAAGAAGGUGACGUUUUCUAUUCAAUCACAGCCUAUGAAGCAGAAGCAGGCCAAGCUAUUGACAUGGUGGAGGGUGAGAAAGUUUACGUUAUAGAUACCCCAGAUGCCGACUGGUGGUUUGUGAAGAAACAUCUCACUGAAGAGAGUGGAUGGGUCCCUGCCAAAAUUCUCAUGAGUGAACCGCAAUAUACCAGAUAUGUACAGAAGAAGCUCAAUGAGAAAAUCGACAAACUACCAGUAUUUGAUAAACAAAACCAGCAUGAGAAAGCAACCGCUCCCAAAUUUGUCAAAAAACUCAAACCAAUACUCACUCCAGAUGGUUACACAGUUCAGUUCGAAUGCCAAGUGGAAGGUUUCCCAAGACCCAAGAUAACGUGGUUCAGGCAAACCCACAUCAUCAAAUCUUCUAUGGAUUUCAAGAUGUACUACAAUGAAGAUAACGUUGCGACUCUCAUAAUCAAAGAAGUGUUCCCAGAAGAUGCAGGAACUUUCACUUGUGUGGCGAAGAACUCUGCGGGAUUCGCUUCCAGCACAACAGAAUUGAUAGUGGAGCAUCCGUUAUCAUCUCACGGAUCCGAUAUGACGUACGUUUCGAGAAAGAGUUUAUCUCGUACAUCUUCUUUGGCAGAUAUGCUCGAAGGAAUGCCACCUACUUUCGCCAAUGAACCCAAACCACUGUGUGUUCCCGAAGGAACUGAUGUUGUAGUGGAAGGUACCAUGGUGGCUAUACCAGAACCUGAGAUUAAGUGGUACUGCAAUGGAAAGCGAGUAUCGGCGAAGGGUAAUGUCACAAUUGUCUCUAGCUCAGAAACUUACACAUAUAGGACAAUAUUGAAAAUCAAGAAGGUAUUGAAGAAACAAGAAGGUCGCUACAAAAUCGUGGCCAAGAAUAGGGAAGGUGAGGCUUCGGUAGAAUUUACACUUAGGGUUAUCACAGAUGACCAACAACCUCCGGAAAUAUUGGAACCACUGAGGUCUAUUACCAUCAAGAAAUCGGAGAAAGUAACUUUGAGCACUACCAUUUUCGGUAAUCCAAAACCGAGUAUUGAAUGGUUCAAAAAUGGUAAACCGAUUAAACCUUCGGAACAAGAGGAUGAUGGAAAUACCUAUAGAUUCACAAUAAGAAGCGCCAAACUUGAUGAUUCUGCUGAAUAUACCGUCAAAGCGAAGAACUCUUUGGGUUCUGCUGAAACAAAUGCACAUUUGACGGUUGAAGAAUUCCCUGAAAAUGAAGAACCGCCUAUGUUUGUCAAACGAUUCGAAGAGCAAAACAUUCCAGCAAAGAGUCCCUUGGUUCUCAAAGCCAGAGUUAUUGGAAACCCCAUUCCCGAAGUAUCCUGGUUACGCAACAACGAACCUCUGGAACCCUCUGAAAGAGUUAAAAUUAUAUACGAUGGGGAAAAUGUCGAACUGUCCAUCAAAGAAACGGAUUCAGAACUGGACAGUGGCGAUUACAAAUGCGUCGCCAUCAAUUCCGUAGGAAAAGCAUCACAUGGUGCAAAGAUUUCCAUCGAAGUUGACACCGUUAAAUUCACGAAAACGCUCAGAGAAGUCUACGAAACGCUAGAACGCGAAACCAUUGAGCUCGAAUGUGAAACUUCCCACUCUGUGAGAACUAAAUGGUGGUACAAUAACACCGAGAUCAGUGGAAUGGACCACAGAGUAGUGGUUCAAGAUGGCAGAACGCAUAAACUGAUUAUCAAGAACGUAUCAAAGAACGACGAAGGCAAAUAUAAGUGUUCAGUCAAGAACCAGAAGACUGAAACGCGAGUGGAAGUUGAACAGCGUAAAGUGGAGUUUGUAAGGAGGCUUCAGGACCUAGAAAUCACCGAAAAAGAUACUGCAAUUCUGGAAGUCGAAAUCACUUCAGAUACUGCAGAUGUGACUUGGCUCAAAGACGGACAAAUUCUAGACGAUUCUAGUGAUAAAUUCGAUAUUGAAAAACUCGGUGGUGUUAGAAAACUGUUGAUUCGUACCACCUCAAUCCAUGACGAAGGUGAAUACAGCUGUACAUUAGUCGAAGAUGAAUGUAAGGCUGAUGUUACAGUAAUCGAACUGCCUCCGGAGAUUAUAACACCGCUCCAAGAUAAAACCGUGAACAAGGGUGAUAAAACGGUGUUCGAGAUAGAGCUGUCCAAAGGUGACGCUCUGGCAAGAUGGUACAAAGAUGGCAAAGAGAUUCAGUUCUCAGAACAUAUUCAGCUUUCCAUUGAUGGUAAAGUGCAAAAGUUGAAGAUCUACCAGACCGAACCUGAAGAUGAGGGCGUAUUUUCAUGCGAGGUUGGCACUCAGUCUUCGAAGGCCAGACUGACCGUAGAAGUCCCCACAUGCAUCUUCAUAAGACCAUUACCCGAAUACACUAUUGUUCCGAUUAACACCAACGCGGAGUUUGAGGUAGAACUUUCUAAGGAAGACGUCGAGGUGACAUGGUAUAGACAGAAUGAACGCAUUAAAAAAUCAUCGAGAUACACAAUGUAUGAAGAACGUAGGAUCCGACGGCUUGUGGUUCAGAAAACUACGUUUGAAGAUGAAUUUGAGUACAGUUGUACGGUUGAAAAACAUCAACUGAAGACUACAUCGAAAUUGAAAAUUGGAGAUAAACCAUCUCCACCAAGAGGUCCUCUGGAAAUAUCUGGCAUGUCUGACACAUCGUUCACGAUCACGUGGCAAGCGUCAGAAAGCGACGGUGGCUCUCCUAUCAUCGAGUACAUAGUCGAGAUGAAGGAAGCCAAAACGAAGAACGUCUUCAAGAAAAUCGGAGCGACCAAGGAGGGCGCCACUAACAUUGCAGUCAACUACUUGGAAAAGGGUCAUGGCUACAAAUUCCGAAUAACUGCUAGGAAUGCCAUUGGAAUAAGUGACCCGUAUUUACCAGAAGAUGCUAUUGUAGCUGGUUCCAGAAUGAGUAAAUAUUUUUAUCAACUGAAUCUAACCAAUCCGAAUAAUCAUUAUAGUAUUUAG